Siniperca chuatsi (mandarin fish) is the source of this 1874-nucleotide messenger RNA. RefSeq names its product tetratricopeptide repeat domain 8 (gene ttc8). Gene Ontology annotation, cellular component: BBSome; non-motile cilium; ciliary basal body. The coding region runs from base 344 to 1711 and encodes 455 amino acids. Gene Ontology annotation, molecular function: protein binding. Lineage: Eukaryota; Metazoa; Chordata; Actinopteri; Centrarchiformes; Sinipercidae. Gene Ontology annotation, biological process: non-motile cilium assembly. The transcript is spliced from 14 exons. The record is from RefSeq and is a predicted model, not a curated record.
CGGAAGCGGUAGAACCUGAUGCAUAAUCCUGAUUAGUCGAGUCCUUGUAGUUUAUCAUACAUUAAUUUAGGUAAUGUUGUUUUUGCUUGUACGUCUUUGAAUCAGCAUUUAUCCUAAUUGUUGUUGGAACAUAUUGCUCGUCACCACUUUACAUUUCUUUUUCACAUUUCACUUUUGUUUUCCUCUGCAUCCUGUCUUCCAUUCAUUUUCUCCUUUCCCCCAUUUAUUCACAUCUGUCCUCAACUUUCUUCUUCUCUCACUAACUCACUGCAUGCUGUCUUAGGACUCCUCCUUACCUAUCUCAGAGGCUGCAUGGAGCUUGAAAACCCGUGCUCUUACAGAGAUGGUAUACAUAGAUGAAGUUGAGGUCGACCAGGAGGGGAUUGCUGAGAUGAUGCUGGAUGAGAGCUCUAUUGCUCAAGUUGCACGACCCGGAACAUCACUGAGGCUCCCUGGAACGAGUCAGGGUGGAGGUCCCACACCGGCUGUCAGGCCCAUGACGCAAUCAGGGCGUCCUAUCACAGGAUUUGUGAGACCCAGCACACAGUCAGGGCGCCCUGGAACCAUGGAGCAGGCCAUCAAGACCCCCCGCACUGCAAGCACUGCUCGUCCUGUCACUAGCGCUUCUGGCAGAUUCAUCCGCCUGGGAACAGCUUCUAUGUUAACCAAUCCAGAUGGACCAUUUAUAAACUUGUCGAGACUAAAUCUGGCCAAGUAUUCCCAAAAGCCCAGUUUAUCCAGGACACUGUUUGAGUUCAUCUUCCAUCAUGAAAAUGAUGUGAAAAAUGCUUUAGAUUUGGCUGCUCAAGCUACUGAACAUGCUCAGUUCAAAGACUGGUGGUGGAAAGUUCAGCUGGGGAAAUGUUACUACAGGCUUGGUUUAUAUCGAGAAGCAGAAAAACAGUUCAGAUCAGCUCUCAACCACCAAGAGGUGGUGGAUACAUAUCUCUACCUUGCGAAGGUGUAUCAGCGCAUGGAUCAACCAAUAACAGCACUCAACCUUUUCAAGCAAGGCCUGGACCACUUUCCUGGUGAGGUUACCCUUCUAACAGGAAUCGCUCGCAUACAUGAGGAGAUGAACAACAUUUCAUCAGCCACCGAGUACUACAAAGAUGUCCUGAAGCAGGACAACACUCACGUGGAGGCUAUAGCCUGUAUAGGCAGCAAUCACUUCUACACUGAUCAGCCUGAGAUCGCCCUGCGCUUCUACAGACGGCUACUCCAGAUGGGGGUGUAUAACUGCCAGCUGUACAACAACCUGGGCCUGUGCUGCUUCUACGCUCAGCAGUACGACAUGACUCUGUCCUCAUUUGAGAGGGCUCAGUCCCUGGUGGCCAACGAUGAAGAGCAGGCUGAUGUCUGGUACAACAUAGGACACGUGGCUGUGGGCAUAGGGGACUUGACUCUGGCCUACCAGUGUUUUAAACUGGCUUUGGCUUUUAAUAAUGACCAUGCUGAGGCCUACAACAACCUGGCUGUGCUGGAGCUGCGCAAAGGUCGUAUUGAACAGUCUAAAGCCUUCCUGCAGACUGCUGCAUCACUGGCCCCUCACAUGUAUGAGCCACACUUCAACCUCUCCAUUCUCUCUGAAAAGAUUGGAGACCUUCAGAGCAGCUACACUGCGGCCCAAAAGUCUGAGGACUCCUUUCCCGAGCAUGUCGACACUCAGCAGCUUCUUAAGCAACUUCGGCAGCACUUUGCGGUGCUGUGAGCGUCCGACCAGCAUGCUUAGGAAGCAAGGUGUGGUUUGAAUAAUGUAGUUGACAGAGAUCAGAGACACUGCAGUGCAGGCUUCAAAACACAAAGUUAUCAAAAUGUUAAAAUGUUGGCAGAUUAGUCAGACAUGGAAAUCAACAAAUGGUAUUACUUUUGGU